Molecule: messenger RNA, 5530 nt
Organism: Bufo gargarizans (Asiatic toad)
Lineage: Eukaryota; Metazoa; Chordata; Amphibia; Anura; Bufonidae
Gene: NF2
Product: NF2, moesin-ezrin-radixin like (MERLIN) tumor suppressor
Exons: 18
Coding region: 277-2028 (583 amino acids)
Biological process (GO): regulation of organelle assembly; positive regulation of protein localization to early endosome; positive regulation of early endosome to late endosome transport
Cellular component (GO): adherens junction; cytoskeleton; filopodium
Molecular function (GO): cell adhesion molecule binding; actin binding
Source: RefSeq, a predicted model, not a curated record
GGCGGGGCUCCGGGCAGCUGGGCAGAGCUGUGCCCUGCUUGUAUAUUGUCGCAGCUUCCGGUAAACACCGUUACGGAACGAAUAAUAUUUUGAGAUCUCCUGCUCAGCUGCCAUGUUUUACAGGGCAGACUACUGACAUGAAGAAGAGCAGAAUAUUCCAGCAUUGCUGCAACAAUCAGAAGCAUGGAUGAAGAAACUGUUUGUUCCAUAAGAUAACUGAAGAGACCUCUUGUUGGGUUGUUUCAUUUAAAUAAGAACUUAGGAAGGAGAUUUCACAUGGCUGGGGCUAUUGCUUCGAGAAUGAGCUUCAGCUCUCUGAAGCGGAAACAGCCUAAAACAUUCACAGUCAGAAUCAUUACAAUGGAUGCGGAAAUGGAAUUCAACUGUGAGGUGAAGUGGAAAGGGAAAGACCUUUUUGACCUGGUAUGUCGUACCUUAGGGCUUCGUGAAACCUGGUUCUUUGGGCUUCAGUACACCGUUAAGGACACAAUAGCAUGGUUGAAAAUGGAUAAAAAGGUAUUGGACCAUGAUGUCCCAAAAGAAGAACCGGUCACCUUCCAUUUCUUAGCCAAAUUUUACCCAGAAAAUGUUGAGGAAGAGCUUGUACAGGAUAUUACACAGCACCUCUUCUUCCUUCAGGUUAAAAAGCAGAUACUGGAAGAGAAAAUAUACUGCCCACCAGAAGCUUCUGUGCUACUAGCGUCAUAUGCUGUUCAAGCAAAGUAUGGUGAUUAUGAUGCAUCUGUACACAAACGUGGAUUCCUGGCAGAGGAGGAGCUUCUUCCAAAAAGGGUAAUAAACCUAUAUCAGAUGACUCCAGAAAUGUGGGAGGAGAGAAUUACUGCGUGGUAUGCUGAACACCGUGGGCGCACUAGAGAUGAAGCCGAAAUGGAAUACCUGAAAAUAGCACAAGACACGGAGAUGUAUGGAGUAAAUUAUUUUCUCAUACGGAACAAGAAAGGAACUGAACUGUUGCUAGGAGUUGAUGCUUUGGGACUCCAUAUUUAUGACCCCGAAAACAGAUUGACCCCGAAAACUUCCUUCCCUUGGAAUGAAAUUCGAAAUAUUUCUUACAGUGAUAAGGAGUUUACCAUCAAACCACUAGAUAAGAAGAUUGAUGUCUUUAAAUUUAACUCCUCAAAGCUACGAGUAAACAAGCUGAUUUUACAGCUUUGUAUUGGAAAUCAUGAUUUGUUCAUGCGCAGAAGGAAAGCUGACUCCCUUGAAGUUCAGCAGAUGAAGGCUCAGGCCCGGGAAGAGAAAGCCAGAAAACAGAUGGAACGCCAAAGACUAGCACGAGAAAAGCAAAUGAGGGAAGAGGCUGAACGAACACGGGAUGAGUUAGAGAGGAGAUUGCUGCAGCUGAAGGAGGAGGCUCAGAUGGCCAAUGAUGCUCUUAUGAGAUCUGAAGAAACAGCUGACCUUCUAGCCGAAAAGGCCCAAAUUACAGAGGAGGAAGCUAAACUACUUGCCCAGAAAGCUGCUGAGGCCGAGCAGGAGAUGCAAAGGAUCAAAGCCACAGCUAUUCGCGGUGAAGAGGAAAAGCGGCUCAUGGAGCAGAAGGUGCUGGAGACGGAGAUGCUGGCUCUAAAAAUGGCAGAAGAAUCUGAGCGAAGAGCUAAAGAAGCAGAGCAACUAAAGCAAGAUUUACAAGAGGCGCGGGAGUCUGAGCGUAGAGCCAAACAAAAGUUAUUGGAAAUUACCAGCAAAACAGCCUAUACGCAAGCAGCAGGAACUACCAGUAGCUCCGUGCCCCCUGUUGAUGUGCCAAGCUUCAGCAUGCUCAGUGACAGCCUGCCCUAUGAUUUCAAGGACACAGAUAUGAAGCGCCUGUCUAUGGAAAUUGAAAAGGAAAAGGUGGAGUACAUGGAAAAAAGCCGGCACUUACAGGAACAGCUGAAUGAGCUGAAAACGGAAAUUGAAUCCCUCAAAUUGAAGGAACGUGAAAGUGCAAUGGAUAUAAUGCAUGAAAAUGCAGGCAGCAAGCAGAACACAAUCAAAAAGGGAAGGAGAGCAGUCUGCAUCUGAGAGUGACGCAUAGUGUGUGCCAGCUCACCUUACAGAGUACGCAAUGUAGAGUAGCCUUCUUUGAAGAAUUGUAAUCCAUCGCUGGUACAUUGCGAAUGUCGAAAGUUCUUCCAAGAUGAUGGGAAGGGCCACAUCGAAGCAUCGGCGCGCCUGUAACUAGGGAUUUUCAUAAAUGUGUUGGAACAGCUUUUUUAUUUUAUUUUGUAAACUUCCUCUGUGAUAUAUUGCAUUACCACAUACUAAAAGGUUAACACUAAAAGGUACAACGAUGCCUUUUUUUUUUAUAAUGGAAAGUAUUGCAGUCUACAAUUAUAUAGUAGUUCAAAUAAAGUGGUGUUAAUAGCAUUUCUCUAUACACUUAAAACAAAGGGUUUUUCAUUUUGGAUUAUGCAAUAUACUCAUACUUGCCACUACAUGUAUAUGUAUACCCUUCCCCAUCCUUAUACUCUUUCUGUUCACCAUGGUCUAGAAUGUGUUUUUCUGAUGUUCUGCUAUACUCGCCUUGAUAAAGGCGCAAGACAUGAAGAAGAAGCAACGCAGCUAGUUUUGCAUCAGUAAACAGGUGGCUUAAAGGGAAUCUGUCACCAGGGAACUUCAUAUCCUGCUGUUUGCAUAGACACAUAGCUGCAGUUCUUCUUUUGUUGAUCCGAGGCUCCAUUCCCGAGUUAUGAUUCUCUUUCUUAAUCUGGAAAUUAGGCUUUUGGUGCAAUGAGGGCUUCACUUUUGCUCUUGUUGUACCUAAGCUCUGCUCCUUCCUGGCUGCUUUGCCACUGUCUGGUCCUGUCAAUCAAAGCAGCCAAGGAGGAGCUGACCACAGAAAGGAGUGGAGCAACAGUCACCCUCAUUGCACCAAAGGCCUAAUUUGCAUAUUAAGAAAAAGUAUAACUCAAGAACAGAGCUGCGGAUCAACAAAAGCCAAACAGCGUUUUAAUCAGGUGAACCGCAGUUGUGUCUAUGCCAACAUUUUUAAUAGGGAGGUCGCUGAUGAGAGAUUGCCUUUAAAUAUGUGGUAACAUAGUCUUAUACACACACAGAAGAAAAUAUCCAUUGUAAUAGAAAUUGCUGUCAGCUUUUAUUUUACUAACAUUUGACAGAUUGUGUCAUAUGAAUUGCUAUGGUGUUCUGGCUGACCAGUUCUUCCUUUUCUGACAAAAAUAGUGAAAUGCCAAUGAGAAGCUGUCUGACACUAAACCACUGUCCCUUUUUACACUAAUGAAACUUUCAUGCAGUUUAGAUAUUGAAGUUUUGAUUGACAUCUUUUAUCAAAAAUAUUGCCAGUGCACAGAAAGUGAGACUGUAUCUUGCUGAACUGCUGACGGUCCUUAGUAUCCUAAUGUUGAAUUGUAUCAGUCUUCUACCCUAGUUUUGAUGUUUUAAAGGGAAUCUGUCAGCUCCGAAACACCCAAACCGAUGUAAACAGAGUAUAAUGCAAGCCGUGCCGAGUCUGGUUAUGUCAUUUUCAUUUUUAUACUCCUUUGGAUUCCGACGCUGUGCUCCAACAAACCAUUGAUAUGACUCCCGUGUUCAAAUGGAGGGGACUCAAAGAGGAGUCCCCCUUAAUGCAUGUUGCUGCUGGUUUAUGGGAGCAAAGUGUCAGAAUGAGCUGACAGAUUCCCUUUAUUAAUUUUUUAUUUUAUUAUAUUUAUCAUUUAUUAUUAUAUAAUAACUUGUUAAGGGUUUUUCUACAAUUAACACUUUAUGUACAUCUUCGGGGGCAAUUUAUUUUUAUGGUUGCUUUCUACUCAUUUUGGGCUAAAAUUAUUUUUCUCAAUUGCUUGUUAAAAAUAUUGAGCCAUUUUUUCACAAAGGGUUAAGUUUUUCUAGCUGAAUUGAACAUUUUACUUUUACUUUGUGCUUGUAAACUAUUAACCCUUAAAGGUCAUAAACACUUAUUUCAGCCACAUUCUUAUCGGUAGGGUUUAGAGAGAUCGGAGAUGAGGAACAGUCAGUUGAGCUGUCUGACUGAACAGAGUGAAAAUUCAGAUUCUGCUACUAGAGAAACUCAAAGCUGCACAAAAACAGUGGUUCAAAAUUUUUAAUAAAGACCAACUGAGAAUUUUUUGGGUUGCUGAAAAUGAGUACAAUGCAAUAAUAAAUUUAAAAAAAUGCCCCCAAAGAUGUACAUAGCCUUUAAACCUAUCCACAGGAUAGGUCAGAAGUGUCUGAUCACUGGUAUCCCCUUCAAUCACAACAGAUAGCUGAGUACUGUAAUAUGCUUGCUUUGUAAGUGCUAUAGACAUUGAACGGAGCAGCAGUAUGUAUGCCCAACUUAUGCCCCAUUCUCAUAAUUGGUGGGUCACCCUAUGAUCAGCCACUUAGCAUCUAUCUAUAGGAUAGGUCAUAAGUGCUGCUCGUACGAAAGCCAUCUAAAGCUCUGCACUGAAUGUUAAGACAUUUAACAAAUAAUUUUAAAUGUGCGCAAACUGAUGGUUUUCCCUUAGUUUUGCUUCAGUGUUUUCUGCAAUUCUGUUACGUUCUUGCAUUUUUUUGCUAGGAUGCCAAGAGACAGCAUCUUCUAGCAAUCGUUAGUGGCAAACAGGUUGUUCUUCAGAAUGCUUCAUUUCUUUUUAUCACUGACCAAUUGAGUUGAAUAGGCGAGCCCUGUGUGUGUAAAAAAAGCUAUUGAAAGCAUGCCCUGUGAUCUUGAGUGGAAAAAAAACGACCAUUAGCAUAAACCCAUUGAUUUUAAUUGGUCAGUUUUCACUGCUCUGCUGGUGCAGUACAUUGUAAAGUCAGACAGCGUUUUUAACUCUUAUUUAUAUAUGCAAUAAAGUCUGCUGCAGUGCCUGAUAAUUCAAUUCAGAACCAAAUUUAAAGGAUUGCCCAAGAUUUUUUUUAAUUGUCCGAAAAACUAAUGGCCACCACUUGUUGUGUCUCCACUGCUCCGGUCCCCACUGGUACUGCCAUACUUCAUUCACGUGGCUGCUGCAGCCAAUCACUGUCCUCAGUGGUCACAUGUACAAUAAUGGCACCUGAAGUCAGUGAUUGCCUGCAGCAGUCACAUGAACAAUGAACUUGAUGUUGUCCCUUUUAAAGUGAGCCUGACAGAAGUUUUGACCUUGCAAAACUGCUGACAUUGCUAGGUAGGGUCUGCUUUACAGGGCUACCUUUUUGUAGAGCUUUUAUUAUCAGGAGUAGUGCAAAUAUGACUUUUUAUUCUGCUUAUUCUGUCAGGUUACCUCCUGCAAGUGCUCACUUCACAGUGAAGCUCCGCCUACUGGACACUGGCAAUGCCUGGCACAAAAAGAGUUCAUAUUAGUGAUGAGCAAAUUGGUACAUACGAAUCCACUUCAUUCAUCACAGUAAGGCCUCUUUCACACUACAGUAUGUCCAUUUCAGUGUUUUGCGGUCCGUUUUUCUCGUAUCCGUUGUUCCUGUAUUUUUGCUUCCGUUGUGGUUCCGUUCCGUUUUUCCGUAUGGCAUUUACAGUAUACAGUAAUUACAUUGAAAAAAUUGGGCUGGGCAUAACAUUUUCAAUAGAUGGUUCCGCAAAAAACGGAAC